This is a messenger RNA of Arabidopsis thaliana (thale cress), 1557 nucleotides long. Its product is annotated as HSP20-like chaperones superfamily protein. The transcript has 2 exons. NCBI's taxonomy places the organism in Eukaryota, Viridiplantae, Streptophyta, Magnoliopsida, Brassicales, Brassicaceae. The coding region runs from base 85 to 1557 and encodes 490 amino acids. The record is from RefSeq and is marked reviewed.
UUUUCAUAUACAGUUUGAUUCAUUUAUUUCGUAAAGGCUUUGAACUUUUUGUCCUGAUAUAGUGUGAUCUAUAUAUAAACAUAUAUGGCGGCGAUUUUCAAGAGACCAAGGCCGGGAGGUGGCCGUCAUCCGCCACCGCUGGCUCCGACAGUGAGUAGUUUCAAGCCGAGAGCUCAAUGGACUAACUCCGGAUCUUCCAUUUUCCUCUACGUUAAUCUUCCUGGGUUUUAUAGGGAUCAAAUAGAAAUAAAAAAGGAUGAGAGGACAAGGACUGUCCAGAUUCAAGGCCAGCGACCGCUCUCUGCUCAGACUAAGGCUCGUUUCAGUGAAGCUUACCGUGUCCCUGAUACCUGUGACAUGACCAAAUUGAGCACCUCCUUCUCACAUGGACUCUUGACCAUCGAGUUUCCAGCAAUCGUGGAAGCUAACAAACAGGAGAAAGCAGUCCAAGAUCAGGAGAAGAUUGGACAGAGGUCUAAUCAGGAGAAAAGUGGAGGGCCUGGUCCUAAUGGGAGUACCUUGGGACGAAAGAAAGCUUUGGAGGAGGAGAAACAAGUGGGAACAAGUCAAGAGAAAACCACUCCAACGUUGAAUGAAGAAGCACCCAAAACGUAUAAAUCAGUGGUUGAGGGUAAAAGAGCAGUGCCAACGGGCAGUCAAGAGAAGUCUGAAGCGAAAGUUAAAGCGCGAGAGGCAAUCCCUAGCUUAGGGGGAAGAGAACGUGCGAAAGAAGAGAAGGUGGUUGAGAGAAAGGAGGCUGCUCACAUAGUUCAGCAAAAGAUAGGAGAUAAAUUGAAGGAGGAAGAGGCUAAAAGUACACCAACCCUUGGUGGUAGCUUAAAACCUAAGGUACAGGCAAAAGAAGAGAAAGUAAUUGAGAGAAAGAAAGAUGAUGAUAUAAGUCAGCUUAAGACUGGACAGAAGGUGAAGGAAAAAGAGAUUAGCAGAACGCCGACCAUAGAUGCUAGAGUGGAAUCCAAGGAACAUGCCAAAGUUGUUGAGAAAAAGGAAGAUGGUGAAAUAGGUCAGAAGCUGGAGGGAGGAAGGAUUAACUUGGGACCAAAGAAAGAAGAUAAAUUUACAAAACCAGUUGUUGGUGAUGAGGCAAGAAGAAUAGAGAAGAAUGUUGCUCAGAGAAACCAAGCAGAGCCUAAGCUAAAAACGAAAGAGGGAGAUGAAAGAAUCAAACUGGAUGUUGAUGAUGGCGUGAGAAACAAGCAGGAUGAGAAUAAUGAGAUGGUUGGAGACAUGGUUAGUGAAGGAGAGAUUCAAGACAGAGUGGAGCAGAAGAAGAUAGACGAAGCUGGUUUAGCCAAAGAUAGAGGCGAUCUAAAGGAUAAUGCUGAAGUCGUGGAACCAGAAACCGGUCCAUUACUAGUCAAAGAAGGACAGAAGAAGAGCGACAUGGAUCCUCCUCUUGCAGUAGGAGGAAGAGGAAUGGGUGAAGAAGAGAGUCGGACAUAUGACAUACCUUUGGUGAAUGUUGGUGUAGCUGCUCUUGUGAUUAUGGGGUUUGGUGCUUACGUCUUUGUACCACUAGUAAAAUAUUUCUCCUGA